AGAGAGUUUUCAUCACAUAGCACUUUAAAAAUGAGAGAAGUCAUUUCUAUUCACGUCGGAUAAGGAGGUAUUUAAGUCGGUAAUGCCUGUUGGGAAUUGUUCUGUCUUGAACACGGAAUCCAGCCAGAUGGUCAAAUGCCAUCAGACAAGACUAUCGGAGGAGGAGAUGAUGCCUUCAACACCUUUUUCUCAGAAACUGGUGCAGGAAAGCACGUCCCAAGAGCCGUCUUCUUGGAUUUGGAACCAACAGUUAUUGAUGAAGUCAGAACAGGAACAUACAGAUAAUUAUUCCACCCAGAAUAAUUGAUUUCAGGAAAGGAAGAUGCUGCCAACAACUUCGCCAGAGGUCACUAUACCAUCGGAAAGGAAAUCGUCGAUUUGUGCUUAGACAGAAUCAGAAAGUUAGCUGAUAACUGCACAGGUCUCUAAGGUUUCUUGGUCUUCCACUCAGUCGGAGGAGGUACCGGAUCAGGAUUGGGAUCACUCUUAUUGGAAAGAUUUUGGGUUUCACCAUCUAUCCAUCACCAUAAGUUUCAACUGCAGUCGUUGAACACAUACAACUCCAUCUUGUCAACCCACUCUAUUGUUGGAACACACUGA
This is a messenger RNA of Paramecium tetraurelia, 600 nucleotides long. RefSeq lists its product as uncharacterized. The record is from RefSeq and is a predicted model, not a curated record. Gene Ontology annotation, molecular function: structural constituent of cytoskeleton; GTP binding. Gene Ontology annotation, cellular component: cytoplasm; microtubule. The transcript has 2 exons. Gene Ontology annotation, biological process: mitotic cell cycle; microtubule cytoskeleton organization. Lineage: Eukaryota; Ciliophora; Oligohymenophorea; Peniculida; Parameciidae.